Molecule: messenger RNA, 2721 nt
Organism: Xenopus laevis (African clawed frog)
Lineage: Eukaryota; Metazoa; Chordata; Amphibia; Anura; Pipidae
Gene: b4galt3l2.S
Product: UDP-Gal:betaGlcNAc beta 1,4- galactosyltransferase, polypeptide 3 like 2S homeolog
Exons: 7
Coding region: 636-1703 (355 amino acids)
Biological process (GO): glycoprotein biosynthetic process; carbohydrate metabolic process
Cellular component (GO): Golgi apparatus; Golgi cisterna membrane; Golgi membrane
Molecular function (GO): galactosyltransferase activity; glycosyltransferase activity; N-acetyllactosamine synthase activity
Source: RefSeq, a predicted model, not a curated record
CGCCCACGCUUCUCUUCACAGGGGGAGUGAGAAGCACGUGACGCUGCGAGAGGAAAGCUGAGUUGGUAGGGGCCGCCCCUUCCCAUGUGACCGAGACCCCUUAUUCCCGCCCAUCAGAUCGGAGCUUACCUAGACCUCACAUGUGAUCCAUUCCGCUCCCGUUCCUGGUUCCACCGGGGUCUCCGGAGCUCGUUGUUACAGACUUGGAAUAUCUGCUGCUGAAGAACUCCAUGUGCCUCUGAAUUCCUUGGCUUAUCGGGAGCCGUGCCUUUAAACACAGAGAUAACCUUUUUACAGUCACAUGCCGAGUCUCCGCCGUGCCUUGCUCCGCCGUCUAUAUGGAAAUCGCCAGAAAUACGUUUAUUUGGGAAGUUUUCAUCUGAAUUUUGCAGCUUUUUCUGUUUUAUUUUAAAAAUAUUUAUCUGUAACAAAGUUUUGUUUUUUUGAAGAAGGGGGGGGAAGAAAACAAAUAUUUUUUUUUCCUUCCCCGUUGAUGCGAUAAAUUGAGCGUAUUGGGAGCGUCCUUUCCUAACCUGCCAGACCUACGGAGAACAGAAUGUACCCCAGCUGCUGAUUUUUUUCCCUGAAUAUUAUUUAUUUUUUCUAAUUCAACACCAAAUCUUCUGGACAAAAAAAUGGUGAUCUCUAAGGGUCGCUACCUGCUUCUAUUCCUCUGCGUCCAGCUAGUGGUCAUGGCUCUGCUUUAUAGAGAAGGCUACAGGAAAAGGGUGGCUUAUUUCUUUGGGAUAUUUUACAAAGGGGGGUCUGCUUCCAUGGGACUCAUCAACCCCCACAAUUUAUCCCAAGCUGGGGACGUUUAUGCCAACCUCAGCUUAAUAUCCAAGCCUUCGCUGAGGGAAGAGGAGUUGCCAUACUGUCCUGAGACCUCUCCUUUCUUAGGGGGGCCAAUAAGAGUCAAGUUGCCGGAGAACUUGUUACUGGAGGAAGUUGAACGCAAAAAUCCUUACGUGACCAAAGGUGGCCGCUACAAGCCGCCCGACUGCGAGUCAACCCAUAAAACCGCCGUGAUCAUCCCCCACCGCAACCGGGAGCAGCACCUUAAAUAUCUGCUCUACUACUUGCACCCGUUUCUGCAGCGGCAGCAACUCAACUACGGGAUAUACAUCAUCCAUCAGGCAGGUAAUUUCACUUUCAACCGAGCGAAGUUACUGAACGUCGGCUUCAAGGAGGCCAUGAAAGACGAGGACUGGGACUGCCUGUUCUUCCACGAUGUCGACCUCAUUCCCGAAGACGAUCGUAACAUUUAUAUAUGUGACAGAUUUCCAAAGCACGCCUCCAUCGCCAUGGACAAGUUUGGAUACAAGUUGCCUUACAAAUCCUACUUCGGAGGAGUGUCUGCCCUGAGCCCAGAGCAAUAUAUGAAGAUGAAUGGAUUUCCCAACAACUACUGGGGCUGGGGGGGUGAAGAUGACGACAUAGGCAUCAGAGUGGCACUCAGUGGCAUGCUUAUAUCUCGCCCUUCAGUCCAGUACGGGAGAUAUAAAAUGAUCAAGCACGGCCAUGACAAAGGCAAUGAGCAAAAUCCCAAAAGGUUCAACAUGUUGACUAAGACUCGGAGGACAUGGAAGCAAGAUGGAAUGAACGCACUGCAGUACAUACUGAUCUCCAAGGAGCUGCAGCCACUAUACACCAAUAUAACCGUGGACAUUGGCACAGACAAAGGUUUGAGGCCCCACACGUGAGACCGGCGUCUGAUUAAAUCACAAGUUCUUUCUAAACUGUCGGCAGCAACUCAAGGAAUUCAGCUCCAUGACCAUGGGACGCCCUUCUCUCUCUAUAUAUGUAUAUAUGUAUGUGUGUGUGUAUAUAUGUGUGUAUAUAGAGAGAGAGAGAUUUCUAUUGGCUUUUUCUGUCUUUUAUCUGCAGCUGAGACUGGAGAACCAAAGAAUGAGUCCAGUGUUGCUGUACAGACAGGGGGGGUCUCUUCUUCCAUCUCUUGUGACUCUGAGUCCAAACUUGCUCCCCGACCCCUGAGAACUUCUAUAUAACUAGGGAGCGGUCUCAUUACAGGCCGGGAUACAAAGACCACACUGCAGUGCAGUGACCAGUUAUUUGUUUUUCUACAGUAUUUGUGUCUCAUCUCUAUAAAUAUCACUGGGGGGGGGGUGGAGAAUCCAUUACUGAUCUGUAUCUGAAAGUGCAAUUUCUGACUUAUUUUAACUAGUGGAUUUUACCCAUUGCUGAAACAGGACCUCCCCUUUUUUUCUUUACUUAAACCAAUUUAACUCUCAAUGAUCUAAACCAGAGAACUGACAGUUUCCUUUACUUCCUGAACACGCCACAAACACUUUAAUCGUCUAAUACUUCCGACAUUAACAUUUUAUUUCCUUCUGACUUUUUUUUUUGUUUUUUUUUCUGCCACUCUUCUCAUUUCGGAGCUUUGCCAGCACCCGGCCCACCUCCAUAUCAUUUAUUCCCAUCACAGACAGAAGGUUUCACUGGAAUUGGUUGACCCAAGGAAAGAACUAUAUUCACUUCAAUCCUAAGUGCCUUUGAUGCCAAUUUAAAUGCAUGGGACAAAAACUUUUUAUAAAAAUCCCAUCACUGGUUCUCUGCCAAAAACAAUUCUUACAGUUUUAUGUACUGACGCUGUUCCUAAAGGUCAGACUCGUGGCCCUUCCUUAUGGGCUUUUUUUUCUCUCUCUGUGAACUGUGAAAAUCGGUAUAAACAUUUCUUUAAUAAAUAGAUAUAUAUAUUUA